GUCAGAGUCUGUUGUCUUGAUAACGUUGCUGAUCGUCUCUAAUUUGCUAUACAUUUAAUUCGACUAUUUCCUGUGUUUCGUCUGCGUUUUCGUGUUGUGCCUUUAUAAAAUAAUUUUGGACAUAAAAUACGUUUUAGACUUUUAGAAUUACAAUUUUUUUUGUAAUUGUAGAUUGAAUUUGCUGAAGUUACUGGAAAAGUGCCGUAAUUGUCGUGGUCGUUUCGCAGUUAAAAUAUAUAAAUCUAAAGUAUUGUACGCUUAUGUCAUUACGUCUCUUAGCGUAACGUCACGUCUCCCGUAAAACGUUAAAAAAAAGUGCCUGUUUGCUUUCUUUGUGGGUUUUGUAGUCUCUAUUCAAAUAUAUAUCGAUAUCCCAGCUACCAUUAACUAUAUCUGUUUGUGUCCUACAUCCAUAUGAGUCUUAUGCAAGUAAUAAGCCAUAAUUAAAAAAUAGAAAAAAAAAACAUUUUAAGAGACCAAGAAGAGUGCGAAAGAAGGCCAAGAGCAGUUUUUUCAAGCUGGAGCAAAGGCCAUAAGAAACGCGGACUCACCAGCAGUAUCUGCAUGUCAGCAAAAAACGAACUAACCGGCGACCAAAUACAGAUCGAUUAGCCACAUCUGACCGCAGCCACCGGAUCAAUUGAGAUGCUCAGUUCGCUGGACGCGCUGGCCGGCAAAAUAGCCACUGCCACGCCCGGCACGGGGGCGGUAGCGGCGGACAGCAAGAACACCCAGUCGCUGCACCACCACCACCAUCGCCUGGAUUACGACUAUUCGGCGGUGGAGAUCGAGCCGCCGGCGGAGCAGCUGGCCAACUCGCCGCGCAGCGAGCGGGAGCGUUUGCAGCAGGCGCAGCAGGCCUACGAACAGCAGGCCCAGGCGGAGCUGGAGUUCGGCCUGGCCGAGGUGGACGCCAAGCUGACCCAGCUGAAGAGCAGCCACAAUCUGAGUCAGCACAGCCACAACCACAAUAAUCACCACCAACCCCAUAGCCAGCAGCCGCAGCACACGGCCAGCAGAACAUUGCAGCGGCACCCGCACCACCAGCUGCAGCACCACCAGCCCAACCACCAGCCCAAUCACCACCACCAUCCCUACCAGCGGCCCAGGCCCACUUCGCCCCCGCAGCAGCAGUCGUCCUCCUACCAGCAGCAACUGUCCCAGCUGGCCGCCCUGCAGGAUCACCACGAUCUGUUGCAGUCGCAGCAGGAGCUGUUCCACAAGCAGCUGGCCAAUAUGCAGGAGUACCAGCGCGAAAGGGAGCGGGAACGGGAACGGGAACGGGACAGGGAUCGCAGCAGCUUUAUCGAUAACAGCGACUACGAUUCGCAGCAGGAGUUCAAAAUUUGCCUGAGGGAUAGUGCUUUUGGUAUGAGCGAUAAGAGCAGCAGUGCAACAAAUAGCCUGCCAAAUAGCCCCAUACACAGCAACAACAACAAUCCGUCGCUGCUGAACAACAACGGCAGCAACAACAACAGCAUUAGCGGCAGCAACAACAUCAAUCCGACUUUGGGCAACAGCAACAAUUCGCUGGUAGCCGUGGGCAAUAACGGUAUUAUGUCCGCCGCAGGUUUGAUAAACAACAACAACAACCCGUGUAGCGCCAACCGAAAUGUCGUAGCGAUGGUGGAUGAUGACGCUUGCUUCCGUCUGGAUACGGACGCCACGGUGACGUACGGCGAAAAGGAACCGGAUCCGGACAACAUCAAGAUGUUCGUGGGCCAGGUGCCCAAGUCGAUGGACGAGUCACAGCUUCGCGAAAUGUUUGAGGAAUACGGCGCGGUGCACUCGAUCAACGUGCUGAGGGACAAGGCCACCGGAAUUAGCAAGGGUUGCUGCUUUGUGACGUUUUAUACGAGACGCGCCGCCCUGAAAGCACAGGAUGCUUUGCAUAAUGUUAAGACGCUGAAUGGGAUGUACCAUCCCAUUCAAAUGAAACCCGCCGAUAGCGAGAAUCGCAAUGAAAGAAAACUUUUUGUGGGAAUGCUAAACAAGAAGCUGAACGAGAACGACGUUCGUAAACUAUUUGAAGUCCACGGAGCCAUUGAGGAGUGCACCGUUCUUCGGGACCAGAACGGUCAGAGCAAGGGUUGUGCCUUCGUCACAUUCGCCACCAAACACGCCGCCAUCUCGGCCAUUAAAGUGACCUUGAGCCAGAAUAAGAUCAUGGAGGGCUGCACAUCGCCGCUGGUCGUCAAGUUCGCCGACACGCAGAAGGAGAAGGAGCAAAAGAAGAUCCAACAGAUCCAGGCCAACCUAUGGAAUCUGGCCAGCAACAUCAACAUCCCUCUAGGCCAAACUGCGACUAGCGUGGCCACGCCCAUUCUGCCCAACCCGCCGCAGCAGCCGUCGCCGGUCCUCGGUGCCGAUGCUAUCACCCCGGCCUCCAUCCAACUGCUGCAGCAACUACAAGCGGUUGGGCUGCAGCAGCAGCUGCUACAAGCCCUCACAGGUCUGGGAGCCCAGCAGAGCAGCUCAGCGACGGACACGAGCGCCGUUGCGGCCGCCGGACUCCUGACCCCGAUGACCGUUCAAAAUUUGGCAGCCAUCGCGGCCAUGACGCAGCCGAGUCUCUCGAACGCCGCCGCCGCAGCAGCAGCAGCUGCCUCAUCGCCUGGGAGCGCCCAACUGACCAACACGGCUGCCCUACUCUGGUCCGAUCCGAAUCCAUUGGCAUCGGCAUAUAUGUCAACAGCCGCCGGUCUACCGCAAUUUGGCAGCGCCAGUGCAUUGUCCACUUCUCCGCUGGCCAGCGUCGCCCUCAGUGCCGCAGCUGCCGCCGCAGCGGGAAAGCAGAUUGAAGGACCCGAGGGCUGCAACCUAUUCAUCUACCAUCUGCCGCAGGAAUUCACCGACACGGAUUUGGCCUCCACGUUCCUGCCCUUCGGCAAUGUGAUCUCGGCCAAGGUGUUCAUCGACAAGCAGACCAGCCUGUCGAAGUGCUUUGGCUUUGUGUCGUUCGACAAUCCGGACUCGGCCCAGGUGGCCAUCAAGGCGAUGAACGGUUUCCAGGUGGGCACCAAGCGCCUCAAGGUGCAGCUGAAGAAGCCCAAAGACUCCAAGCCCUAUUAAAGGACACUGCUGGGGGAUGUCGCCCACCAGCUGCAAGCUCAUCCGGACGCCGAGUAGAGGAGUACUGAGAUUUGUGAAAUAUGGAGUAGUCAAUGAAUUAAGAGUUGCCGUGUAGAGCGCGCGCGUUGCAAGAGUAAACGAAGACGCGAAUGCCAACGUUGUACGUAUCAUGAAAAACCAAAUACAAGAGCAGAAAAAGACAUGAAAUCUGUGCCAAAAAGAGACAGAAUCACUUAUGAUUUAGCACGUUAAAUGUUGAAUUAGAAAAAAAAAACAACAAAAAACACAAAAAAAGAAUCGAAUAAUACAAUUUUUAGACCUUAGUUUAGUUAACUUUCUGUUGAAGUUCCCUUCAUUUCCAAUCUUUUACGACUUGUUUUCUAACUUUUAAACUGUCGUACGAAUUGGUUGAUCCAUCUUCUUAAAUAUUCUGUACACAUUUUCAUGACUCACAAACGAAACUAUAAAAUAAAAGCCAAAAAAAAAAAAUAAAUAAAAAAGAUAUGUUAGAGUGUUAGUUUAUAAGUUUUUGAUAUAUCUCAUAUUUUACACUCACUCUUUAUCUGUUUGAUUUGUUCAUCUCUCAUGUUGCAAGUCACAAUGAAGUUCUUUAUUAUAAAUAUAUACCCACAUGAUAUAUAUUCUAGAUAUAGUUACAAGUUACUCGUUUUGUUCAAUGGAUUAUCUAUUUUUAUAUAUACCUACAUUUAUGCUGACGCGCAUAAUUAGUUUUUAGUUAUCUGAUUUGUUACUCCCCCAAACUAACUCACAUUUUUACUUGUACUGAAAAAAAAGAAAUGUUUUUUGCGAACACUCAUUAUAAGUAAUCCUAUUAUUAUUAUAAUUAUUUCAACAAACAAAUUUACAUACGCUUCUUAUUGUUAAAUAUGCGAAUUGUAAAGCACUAUGCAAAAAAAACGACAACCAACGAAAUGAAAUUAACAAAAAGGAAAAAAUUGUUAUUUAUGUUGAAGUCUCAUUAAUGGAGUUUAUUAUAUUAUUUUUUUUUAGUUUAUAUCAUUCGCUACAUCAUCCAAAUUUGCACAAAUCUGGUAUUAUAUUAUUAUAUAUGAUUCAUUUCCUUGUAAA
This is a messenger RNA of Drosophila gunungcola (fruit fly), 4161 nucleotides long. RefSeq names its product CUGBP Elav-like family member 2. Gene Ontology annotation, molecular function: mRNA 3'-UTR binding. Bases 646 to 3072 code for a protein of 808 amino acids. Gene Ontology annotation, cellular component: ribonucleoprotein complex; nucleus; cytoplasm. NCBI's taxonomy places the organism in Eukaryota, Metazoa, Arthropoda, Insecta, Diptera, Drosophilidae. Gene Ontology annotation, biological process: mRNA splice site recognition; regulation of alternative mRNA splicing, via spliceosome. The transcript has 10 exons. The record is from RefSeq and is a predicted model, not a curated record.